Saimiri boliviensis boliviensis (Bolivian squirrel monkey) is the source of this 3628-nucleotide messenger RNA. Lineage: Eukaryota; Metazoa; Chordata; Mammalia; Primates; Cebidae. The record is from RefSeq and is a predicted model, not a curated record.
AGACGGUUCUUGGAGUGCUGGUAAAGUCAAGCAAAAAUAAGGCGCUACUUUAUCCGUAUAGCUGGGGGAAAGUCAACAAUGGCCUCUGCAAGGAAGGUAACUGAGAAGCGGCAUAACCCAGUGGAAAGCAUUUGUAGAAAGAUCAGAGCUAUCCACAAGAGAGAAGCCAUUUCGAAUCCAAUUCAGCAGAUUAUCAAAUACCAGUCUAGCAGUUUUGAUAGCCCACAGACCAACACCAAGAGAGAUUUUGAAGCGAUACUGAGGAAAAUGACUGCUGCUUGUGUUCUUACGCCUGACUCUCGUUGCUCAAGUUCUGAGGAAGUCCAUGCCUUCAUUUCAUCUCCUCAAAUAAUAUCUCCAAGAACCCCAUCCACUUCUCACCUCAGCUCUUCUGAGACUGCAACAUACUCUUUUAUUCUCACAAGUUCCGAAAACGCCUCAAAGCCGAAGUCACAGAGCAACAAAAAUUGCACAUCUUUGAUGUCCCAGAUCAGAAAAGGGGAGUUUUUCUUUAACAAGGAUUUGAAUAACUAUUGUUGUGAAAAUAAUUUCAGUACCUUAACACUUGACUUUAAUUACACCUUUGGUCAAAGCUCAGAGUGUUUUGAUCCUCAGGAUUCAGUGGUAAAAAAGUUAUCUCUGAAUGAAGAUGAAUGGAAACAAGGAGCUGAUGAUGGUAAAGAAGAUGUAAGACACAGCAUCAACAGGGCCUGUGAAGAGGAGGCACUCACAAGUCUUUUUAAUGCAUGUGACAGAAAACAGAAAGGCUCAGUAGGAGCGGCCAAAAUAAUCAGUUUACUGAGACAAACAACUAGCCAAAAUGCUGAAGACAGUAGCCUUGAGCAGUUGUGGAACAUGCUUGAUCCUGAGAAGAGAGACCCACAUGUGGACCUGGAAACUUUCCAGGCCAUGAUGAAAGAAUGGAUGGCUUACUGUGGAAACAAAUGGAAUGGAGUGAAUCAUAGAUUAAGCGGCACCAUUGAUGAUUCUGCUUUUGAACAGGACGGCAUAAUAUCAGAUGGAACAAUGAAGAUGAGCACAGAUGUAACAAAUUCUACGUCGGGGAGUUUCGAGGCUUUUGGUGGAGAUACAUCUAAAGGAGUCUUAGAAGUGUCUGAUUUGAUUGCCUAUGUAGCAGACCUCCAUUUCAACAAGCAAAAACUGGAAGAGGAAAAUAGUAAGUUUAAAUUGGCUUUAGAAACUUUGGAAGAAACGAACAGCCAGUUAUCAGAGGACUGUACCAAACUGCGCCAUCAGGUAAAAAGUGCCCACCAGGCUAUUAUGAGAACAAAUCUGUUAAAAGAAGAACUGGAGGAACUGAAACUUAGUAUGAAUGCUUCAGAAGAGCAGAAGAGCAUGAUUGUAGCCCAGAGCAAACAAUUAGAGACAGAAAACCGGGCUCUGAUUCUUAAGAUUCGGAUUCUACAGGAAGAGAAUAUCAAGAACAUCAUGGAUAUAGACAGAUUGGAAAAGAAGAUUGAGGAAUUGUCUAAAACGGAGACAGAGCACCAAAUGCAGUUACACACAUAUGAGAAUACUUUGCUUAAUAAAGAUACAAGUUUGCAGAAGAAAGGCUUAUAUAUAGAAGAGCUUAAAUCAACCAUCAUGGAAUAUGGAAGCAUUAUAGAGAAUUUACGAGGAGAUAAAAAUAAACUGGCUCAUGAGUUACAGCACUUGCAACAGGACCUCAUCAGAAAUGGGAUCCAGUUGAAUGUUAGUGGAGAGCAUAAUAGUAUCAUCUCUGAAGGAGACAAGUCUUUACAUUACGAACUCACUCUUGCUCAGUCUGCAGAGAACAAUGAAACUGAAAGGCAGCACAAUGUAAUCAACUUGUCAUCUCUGGAUGCCAUGGUGGAUCAAGAAAUGCUGCUGUUACUAAGAGAGCCUGAGCCAAAAGGAGUGGAAUUCACAGCCACGCUUCAGAAGCUGCAUGAAGAAAUUUCUAAAAUUGCAACCCUCAUUGAAAGCUCUCAAUGGUGGGUAACUAAUCCAGAAAUUACUGUGAACGAAAAGUGGGAGGAACAGCUUACUGAAUUCAAGCAUAUCAUGGAAGAGAAACUAAAUCUUUGUAUUUUAAUGCUGAACAUCUUGGGAAACCACAAAGAGUCUCUUGAUAAAGAAUUUGACAAGUUAAUAGAGAUUUUGAAGAGAUUCAGACAGGAAUAUUUUUAUUUCAGAAAAGAAUUUCUUGCCAGUCAGAAACAACUAGAAGCCAUUAAACAACUGCAAGAAGAUGCUGUGAAGCAGGAAGGCAUCCUUAGAAAGAGGCUCCAAGAAGCCAGCCAAUGGCUGGAGGAUGCGGAGAAGCAGGUAGGGUGGCUCAUGGCUACGUUAGAUUCACGGGACGUCUCCUCAGAUGCCCUGAAAACCAUGAAAUGAAAACGCAGGAGGAACAACAGCAACAAACAACAAAAAGCAAAGAGGAACUGCAAGUUCAGUCCCUAGCCACUAGCAGUGAGCAGAGGAAGUAAAGGGGGAGUUGUAAGAGAGGCGGUGUCAACAGCCUGCUGAUGAAAGAGGCGACUCUGCAGAAAGAGGCAACUUGACAUAUCAGGACUUUAACCGCUGUAGAAAUAGCUCAGGCAUACCAAGCCCAUGCAAACACAGAAUUGCAGAAGUUCAGGAGAGGCUUAUCACUUCCCUGAGAAGAAAAACACAUUUUCAGUUUUGCCUACAUCAUAAGAGUGAGCACUCAGUUGCUUUCUUUCCUGGCCACACUGCUAGAAUCCAGUAUUAACUAUCCAUAUCCAGGUUAAGGAUCGAGAGCGAGAAGCCCACUCUGCCAGUGAAAAAGCUACGUCUUUACGGCAUAAAUUAGAGGAAGCAAUUUGGGAACAACGGAACCUUCAAACUAUAAAUACUGAGUUAUCGAACACUUGCCAGACACUUCAGCAGAAGACAAGGAAACUGAAAAAGCUUUUUAGAUGAGGAAUUUCCUCACUAUGAUUCCCUCUCCUGCAAAAAUGCAAUUCAACAGCCUCUUCAAGAAAAACUGAAGCGGUGUUGCCACAAACUGUAUGGUGGUCAAGAAGCAAGAAUACAUCAGACACCCCUGACCUUGAAACAUACAUGCUGGUAUACGCCUCUGCUGGAUGCCUUAUCUCUGGAUAGUUUUACAGCAUUUCCAACUCUGGAAUCAACACCCUUCUCAGGUGUAGCCAACCGAAUCCAUGCUUUGUGUGAAAGGCCCACAUACGGAGAAGUAAAGGACUGUGCUUUGGAUGUAACAAGACAACACAAGUGCCCAGGCCCCACAAGUGGCCCCAACCAAGGAACAAAUCUCUCAGGCUGCAUCAGGAUGAAUGAUGAGCCGAGUAUGGAAGAGAAUGGUGUUGAACGCGUGUGUUCUGAGAGCCUGCUGCAGUCCAGGGAACAUUCAUCACUACCGUUACCCAGACCCACUUCAUCGACAGACAGUACUAUAACUUCAAGUGAUCCUGGAUUAGAAAUUCUGAAUAUGGCUACUUGUGACCUUGACAGUAAGAAAGAGGAGGAUACAAGAUCAGCUUCUCCGAUGAUAAAGGCCCAAGGCACAAGUCCAGCUCAUGAUAUUACUGCAUUCCAAGACUCUACGAGUAAGGAUAAAACCGUAUUAAAUCUGGAAGCCAAAGAGAAACCAGAAACAAUA